UAAAUGAUUGAUUUGGUAAUCUUUAGGUCGUGUUUUUUUGUUAAAAGAUUAGUACUAGUAGUCGUCAUAUUUUGGUUGUCGAAUUUUCUCUGACAGUGAGUAACAUACUUACAUAUUUCUUUCUUCUCUGAGAAUACGGAAAGAAAAGUCUGCUGUUCACAGAUAACAGUAAUAUGUUGUAAACAAGCAAAAACUGUUGUACGUUAUUAUUAGGUUGGGUCGUUGUUUUCGUGAUUUGUGUGCCACGUCGUACCGAAGGCAAAGCAAGAUUGAAUUCGACUACUUCGUGUAUCUACUGAGAGCAACCGGAAGGAAUUCCUGAAGACUGAGGAAGAAUACAUUAUCAUUAAAGUGUUGAAGAACAUAUAAACAAGCAAAGUGAAAGGAAGCCAUUCAGAUCAUCAAGGUCACCCAUCGAAACAACCAAGAUAUGUUCCCUCUGCUACCUUAUGGGUGGGAAUGUCAGUUGACAUGAGUUUUAUUCACCUCAUUGGGCAUGAGCUAAUCAUGGGCUCCAGUAGCAUCAGCUGAGAGAGCAACCACACAUGCUGUUUAUCGAUGAUCUAGCAUCACUCUGGAGUAUGUCCUUGCGGUGUCAAAGGAGAACUUGGUCUGGAAGACAGUUCUGCAUUAUGUGUUUGUACAUUAUCUUUGUGGCUGGUAUUAAACAUGAUGUUAUAGGACUUCAACCUGAAGAAGUUUGCCGGAACAUAGAUAUCAGGAACUCUGUGGAUCAGUUCAAGAAGCUUGAAAACUGCACAGUAGUUGAAGGAUUUCUUCGAAUUGUCUUGAUUGAUAAUGGUACUGCCAGAAGCUAUGAAACACUAUCUUUUCCAAAACUUCGUGAAAUAACAGGAUACUUGUUUUUGUAUCGAGCAUUUGGAAUGGAAUCUAUUGGAAAGGUAUUUCCAGAAUUAACAGUUAUAAGAGGCAAUUUAUUGUUCCAAAAUUAUGCUUUAGUUAUCUAUGAAAUGUUCCAGCUUCAGGAGAUUGGACUCUCAAGCCUCACAGACAUUGUUCGAGGCUCGGUUCGGAUAGAAAAAAAUCCUUAUCUCUGCUACGUAAACAGUAUUGAUUGGGAUCUUAUUGCUAAGGCUGGUCAAGGAGGUCAUUUUAUUAAACAUAAUCGAGAGCCAAGAGACUGUCCAAGUGUGUGUCCAGAGAAUUGUCCUCUUAAUACUAGAAAUGGUCCACUUACCAGACGACUAUGUUGGAAUUCUCACCUGUGCCAGAAAGUGUGUAGCGAAACAUGCCAAAGCUCAACAUGUGAUCACCAGGGCAGGUGCUGUCACAAGGAAUGUCUUGGUGGGUGUAAUGGGAUAUCAUCCAGUGACUGUAAAAGCUGUAGAAAUGUUGUAUAUGUUGACCGCUGCCUGGAGAAAUGCCCUUCACUGACUUAUCAGCAUAUGGGAUGGAGAUGUAUCGAUGAAAAUGUUUGUCGGAGUAUGGUAACAAAUGAAAUUUUAGGCUCUGAAGGAAAUACGAGAGAGAUUUAUUGGAAGCCAAUAGAUAAACUGAGAAGCUGUAUGCAAGAUUGCCCUGUUGGUUAUGUAGAAAAUUCAACUGAUAGACACAGGUGUAUAAAGUGUUCCGGCCACUGUCCCAAAGUGUGUCCCGGAACAGUAGUUGAUAGUGUUGCAGCUGCACAGAAGUUGUCAGGAUGCACCACGAUUAAUGGGUCUCUCAUCAUCCAGAUACACAGUGGAGCUAAUGUUAUUGAAGAACUAGAAGAAAACCUGAAGUACAUUCAGAAUAUAACAGGCUUUUUGAAAGUGUUUCGAUCUUAUCCGUUGGUUUCUCUAAACUUUCUUAAAAACCUGAGGGAUAUCCAUGGAGAGGAAUUUGAAAAACAAAAUUAUUCAUUACUGGUAUAUGACAACCAGAAUUUGGAAGACCUCUGGGACUGGAAGAGCCGGAAUUAUACACUUCGCUUCCGUCAGGGUAAAAUCUUCUUCCAUUUUAACCCCAAGCUGUGCCCAGAAAGGAUUACAGAACUCAAGAAUUACUCCACUGUCAGAAGCUGGGAUGAAAGAGAUGUAUCUCCUAGCUCUAAUGGUGAUAGAGUAGCAUGUAAUGUGACAUCACUGGAAGCAUCUCCUUGGCGUGUGUGUUCGAGCAUGGCUGGAAUAUUGUGGGAGAAUUUCAGGAAUAAAGUUGGUGACCAUCGUUCACUCCUUGGUUAUACAAUACAUUACAGAAAAGCGAAAGAAAAGAAUAUCACAAUGUUUGACGGGAGAGAUGCGUGUGAGAUGAACGUGUGGAAAGUCAUAGAUAAAGAAGCUACAGAUGAUAAGAACAAGACCACUAUUUAUCAUCUUAUAACGCACCUAGAACCUUUCACUCAGUAUGCAUUCUACAUCCAAACUUACAACCUGGCCCAAGCGGCAAAAGGGGCUAAAAGUGAGAUCAAGUAUUUCACAACCAGUCCCGACACUCCUAGUCCUCCACUGAACGUUCAUUCCCAAGCUAUCUCGGUUGGUGAGAUACGGAUAAAAUGGCAACCACCCAAAAGGCCCAAUGGGAAUGUUACACACUACAUCGUGAAGGGCAAGCGUGAGCUGGAUUCUACAGAUUAUAUUCGCCAGAGGGACUAUUGCACCCAACCCAUCGUGAUUGAUUUUAAAGACAGAGGAAUUGAGGAGGAGGAUGGGGAUACCACAAACUUGUGGGUGAACAGUUCUCAUACAGGACAGGGGGUAGAUAAAGAUGGAAGUGAUGAAGGAGGUAUUACAAAAAAUGGCAAGUGUUGUCCAUGCACAGACAAGAAAGGUGAGAAGAAACAGGAGGAUGAAAUCCAAGACCAGAUCCAGUUUGAGGAUGCUAUCCAUAAUACAGUUUAUAUUAAGAAUCCUAAUGCAAGAUUGGGAGUUAGUAGUCGUUCAAGAAGAGCCAUAUAUACCUCGAAGAAUCCACAGAAGGUGACUGAAUCUGGUUCAACCUCCAUAAGCGAAAAAAAUCUCCACUUUUCAACCACUCUGGAGCCCGGUAAUACCAGUACUUCACACCCACCAAGUGAAAAUGUGACCGAGAACGGUGUUUACAUUCGGUUUAGCAUCAAUGUUACACACACCAGCCUUACCGUGUCUCAGCUUCGGCAUUACACUGAGUAUACUAUAGAGGUUCGGGCUUGUCAAGACAUUGAUAAGGAAACCCAGAAUUCCUCUUGUCACUUGCAUCAACCGUGUAGCACAGAGGCUAUUGCGAGUAUUCGUACUUUGCCAUUAAGCAAUGCUGACGAUAUUGAUAGCAAUACCAUAUUGAUCCGAACAGAUAAUAGUUCAAGUAAAACUAUGUUAAUUAAAUGGGAUGAACCAAAAAACCCAAAUGGUGUAAUAGUAUCUUACAGCGUCGAGUAUACCCACCUAGAUAAUGAUAGCCCUAAGCCCACUGUUGUGUGUAUUACUCAUCUCCAGUACCAGACAGACAAAGGCCAUAGACUGACGGCCUUAUCUCCUGGUAAUUAUUCACUCCGGCUUCAGGCUACUUCUCUAGCAGGAAAUGGAAAUUGGACAAACUAUGUGUUUUUUAAAAUUCCAGAAACAUCGGGUGGUCUUACAACUGAAGUACUUGCUCUGGUAGUGUGUUGUACUGUUGCCACUUUCAUCAUCUUUGGAGUGGGAGGAUGGAUCUUUGUGAGACGGAAGCUUGCUCCUAGAGUUCCAGAUGGUGUUCUUUAUGCAUCUGUUAACCCUGAAUACAUGAGUGCCGUGUAUGAGCCCGAUGAGUGGGAGGUACCCAGAGAUAAAGUGUGUCUACUCAGGGAACUAGGACAGGGAUCUUUUGGAAUGGUUUGGGAAGGAGAAGCUAAGGACCUUGUGGAAGGAAAACCAAAAGUUAAAUGUGCUGUAAAGACUGUCAAUGAGUCCGCAUCUUUAAGAGAAAGAAUAGAAUUCCUUCAGGAAGCUUCAGUUAUGAAAGCAUUUAAGUGCCAUCAUGUCGUGAAGCUCUUGGGAGUUGUAUCUAAGGGUCACCCUACGUUGGUUAUUAUGGAACUUAUGGCCAAUGGAGAUCUGAAGAGCUACUUACGAUCUCAUCGCCCUGACAAUGAGGAAAACUUGGGAAAACAACCUCCAACUCUGAAGAGAAUUCUUCAGAUGGCUAUUGAAAUUGCAGAUGGUAUGGCAUACCUUGCAGCAAAGAAGUUUGUACAUCGUGACUUGGCAGCAAGAAACUGUAUGGUUGCUGAAGACCUGACAGUGAAAAUUGGGGACUUUGGAAUGACUCGAGAUAUUUAUGAAACAGAUUACUAUAGAAAGGGUGGGAAAGGGCUGCUUCCUGUCCGAUGGAUGGCUCCAGAGUCGUUAAAGGACGGAGUUUUUACCAGCCAGUCAGAUGUUUGGUCUUACGGAGUUGUACUUUGGGAAAUGGCAACCUUAGCUUCUCAACCAUAUCGAGGGUUGUCUAAUGAACAAGUUGUCAAGUAUGUUAUCAAUGGAGGGGUAAUGGAAAUGCCCGAGAACUGUCCUGAAAAGCUGUAUGCUCUAAUGAGACUGUGUUGGUAUCCAAAUCCUAAAGCCAGGCCAACUUUUACGGAAUUGAUUGAAAUAUUACUUCCUGAUGUGCCUAAUUACUUUGAAGAGGUCUCGUUUUACUUCACACAACAUACUGAAGUUUUGAACCGUGAAAACGAAGAUGUGGUGACUCCCUCCACACCUUUAAAGUCAUCAGGCACCAAUGAACAACAAAGUCUGGAUGAAAGUGACCAUCAGCAUGAAAGAAAAGAAGUCAGGUAUUUUCCUAGUGCCACACACAUGCCAGGAAAUCAUCACCAUAUGGACUGUUCUUGUUCAGAAUGUCAAGGAGGCCAUCUUCAAAGUGAAGGUCCUGACAACCUGGAAGACAGCAAGGGUCUGGUUGUACACUGUGCUGAAGACAGUAAAGGCAUGUCCAUUGCAUCAUCAGAUGGUAGUAAGGGAAGUAAAGUGAGCACGGUCUCCAAUGGUAGUCUUGCUAACGGACAUGUACCAUUCCAUGGAGAAAAGACAUCCAUUUGCUAACAGUAGUGACUCCAAGUUUAUUUUGGCCAAUGUGAGACUACUACUGCAAGGAAGUCAAGAGUUGUCACCAGUCCAUUUCAAGUGACUUCUUUUUACCAUACGUACUUCACAAUGCCCCUUGUGGCUUUACAUAGACCAAGGUAACCUCUAGAUAAACCCAUCUAGUCAGCGGGGUGUGGUAAUUUAUGCUAGGGCUUACCUGUAGUACAGCAUUUGGCUCUGAUUAAAUUAAUUAUGUUUCACUGUUUAUGGUCACAAUCACUUUUCUCACCAACCACAGAAAAGUGCCUUUACAACAGUUGAUAAGAAAGUUUCCGGAUAAAGCCGAUGUGGCAGAGCCAAUUAAUGUAACACAAAUAAGGCUUCUUAACACAUUUAAAAAGGAUUUACAAGGCAAAUAUAUACAGCUGGGCUUAUAAAACAGAGUUAAUAUUUCAUUUAUCAGUUAAAAAGAGAUUUUUAACUAAACAUUUGUUCCAUUGUAACAGUAUUAAAUGUGCUAUUUGACCACAAGUAAAUUUCUGUGGUAUUUUUUAAGACACUUGUGUAUUGUCUCAGUCGUAAGCAUGAUAGUAUUCUUCUUCCUUCCUCUUUCUUCAGCGAGACUGAAUUGUAGUUUCUCAGUUAAAUACCCAAUUAUAGUGUUAAGUAGUAUCUUGAGGUUAAUGAGCUAGUUAUGGGGUUGCUAUGUUUUCUGUCAAACAGUUGUACUUUCUCAUAUAUAUAAUAACCUAGAACUUUAUCAGUAGCCAAAGGUUUCAGUUGAGGAGUAGAAAUGUAAUAUUUCUUAAUUAUGCUAGUCAAGCUACAACUGUUUAUAAAAAACAAAUAUUUGUACGUGGACUUUGUUUAGGAAAUAAAUCCUUGCGUAAACACAACGACUUGGAUUUUGUAGAAGUUAAGUACUGAAUAUUUGAGAUUCUGGAAAAUCGUGAUGGUUUUAAUGUUAUUAAGAACACCCAUGGACAAGUUAACAGACUGAUCCUAGCUAAUUUGGACAGUGUUGUGUCGAAAGAAUACAGAGUUACAUUUAGAAAGGUAGUUUUACCUUGACCGUUGAUCUGAAAGUGAUUUUUUUUUUUUCACAAUCAGCAAUUCUUCACGGCCAUGUUUUGUUAACAUGAUAUUUAUUAUUGAAGGAUACUUUGUACACAGUCAUUGAUUUUACAGGUUUAUCAACCCCAUUUCCUACUGCAGAAUGGGUAAUAUUAAGUAGAAUAAACCAUAGCUUUUAAAUGUUGUUUUUUUAAACCUAAAAUGUUUGUUUACAUGUGUGUGUGUGUGUGUGUGUACAUACUACUUUAGAUUUUGACUGUAAAAUGUGAACUAUAUCUUUUAAUAUUGGAUUUUGUUAAUAUUUAUUGAAGGCACAUUGUUCUAGCUUUACACAUGGACAAAGUAAGAUCUUUUGGAGAAGAAUAACCAAGUAGUUUGAUCUUCUUUAUUUCAUUAUUAUUUUUAUACAUAUGUACUUGAAAUUAACAUUUUCUUUGUGUUUCAGCUGUUUGUUCUACAGACCAUCAUGUUACAGAUUUUCACAAUGAUUUUUUAGUAGCCUACCUUAGCAGAAUAUUGUUUUUUUUGGUAUUAUAUCCAUCAGUUUGAAAAUUUAAAUUUUAAGAUUAUUGACAUGAAAAUACAAUAUUCUUUUUUUUUAGUUACACAUUUUAAAGUUCUGUGUUAAAGUCUGUCUUUCACAAACAUUAUUACAUGUUGGACAAUCUUACUUUUCUUUGGAGGUAUUAGUACUAAUGAAAUGGUAAAUUCAUCGAUAGUCCAUCAAUUUUUUCUUCUUUCAUUAAAAAUUAAAAACUUCUAACUUAUUAACAUUGUUCCUCUUUAAACAUAUUAAAAACCAAAUACUUUUAAAGUUCUUUUAACAUCAUCAUUAAAUUUACAGACUAGUAUUUUGUUGUAUCAUUAAUUGUUUUAGAACAUUUAGAUCUUUGACAUAUUUUAGUAGGUAAGUCAAACUGACUUAGUUAAAAAAAAACCAGGUUUACCUAAAACUAUCUAUAAUUCAUCAACACCUUACAAGACUAACACUAACAUAAACCAGUAAACCUGUUUUAACUUCCUAUAAUACAUCAACACCUUACAAGACUAACACUAACAUAGACCAGUAAACCUGUUUUAACUUCCUAUAAUACAUCAACACCUUACAAGACUAACACUAACAUAAACCAGUAAACCUGUUUUAACUUCCUAUAAUACAUUAACACCUUACAAGACUAACACUAACAUAAACCAGUAAACCUGUUUUAAUUUCCUAUAAUACAUCAACACCUUACAAGACUAACACUUAGAUAGACCAGUAAACCUGUUUUAACUUCCUAUAAUACAUCAACACCUUACAAGACUAACACUUAGAUAGACCAGUAAACCUGUUUUAACUUCCUAUAAUACAUCAACACCUUACAAGACUAACACUUAUAUAGACCAGUAAACCUGUUUUAACUUCCUAUAAUUCAUCAACACCUUACAAGACUAACACUUAUAUAGACCAGUAAACCUGUUUUAACUUCCUAUAAUUCAUCAACACCUUACAAGACUAACACUAACAUAAACCAGUAAACCUGUUUUAAUUUCCUAUAAUACAUCAACACCUUACAAGACUAACACUUAGAUAGACCAGUAAACCUGUUUUAAUUUCCUAUAAUACAUCAACACCUUACAAGACUAACACUUAGAUAGACCAGUAAACCUGUUUUAAUUUCCUAUAAUACAUCAACACCUUACAAGACUAACAUUUAGAGACCAAUAAAGGUUUCAUAUUUUCAGGAGUACAGAGCCAAAUGCUUGGGUAGCUUAUUAAGAUAUAUUUUAUCAGAGGAUUUAAGUGCGAGGUCUUUGUUUUACAAGCAUCUUUCAUGUUAUCUGCCAUAGCAGUAUAUGUAGGCAGUAUUAUGUACUUACUCGUACCCUUUCAAAUCCAAGGUGAACAAAGAUUAGGUGAAACAAUACCAUGGAUAACUUUGAAUGGGCUGUUCUGAAGAAAAAUAAAUAAAAUUGGAGAUUAAGUAAUGAUCAUGAUUGUGCAUAGUAAAUCAAUGUUAUAUUUCAAAGGAUUCAGAUGCUAUUAAAUGCCAAAAUAUGAACAUUAUACUGGAAAAUAAAGAGAUUGCUGCUGUACUAAGAAGAUUACACAAGUAUUUUUGUGAAAGAGGUGUGUACCAAGGAAUAUCAAAGGAUGAAAUUUUUCAAGAGAUUAUUUCAGCAUGACUUCAAGAAAUAUUGACAUAAGAACAGAUUGUUACUAAAAACUUUUUCAUGAUGUAUGUACAGAAACAGCCAUAAAAUUAUUCAUUACAGAGGGCGCUGUGCCACAAAUUAAAAAAAAAACAACUUCUGGUAGCAAUGUUGUUAUAAAAAUGCGAGUGUACGAGUUCUGUGUAUUUUAUCUUCUACUUGAAGAUAAGGCCAAAAGAUGCUUAAUGUUAUGCUACGUUCACUUAGCUGCCAAUAUUAAAUAGAAGAAAAUUGUAAAUAUUAUACAUAAACGUGUUGUUAAUGUUGGUGAAGCCUGCACUUGGCUUGGACAAAACCAUUGUACAGAACUUGAGAAGAUAUUGUAAGAUUAUGUUGAUAUGACAUUGGUUGUAACUAUGUGUAUGUGUAUAUAGUAUCAAUAUUUAUAUGGACUCCUUGUACAGAUCUAAAUGUUUCUCUAUGUAUUUGCAUUUGUAUAAGCUGAUGUUUCCUCUUCUCUCACUGGCGAGUUUUACGAUGUAACGGAUGAGAAUCUAGGGUACGUUAAAUCUAGUUUUGUAGAACUAACUGCCAGCUUAUUAUAUUCAGCUCAUGCUAUCGGUAGUCAUAAAUAUCAAGUCAUGAAAAACACUUUAUUUUCUGGAUCACAAAUUUGUAGGUGAUAUAUCAAUUUUAUGCUGAAGAUUGAAACAUUGAUAUGUUCUUUUGGCAGAACAGCAGUUACAUUCCUAAAAUACAGAAUUUUUUUGUGUAUAUGUUUUUUGUAAAAGAUAGUGUUAAUGUAUUCACGCAAGAAUAAGAAACAUGAGGAAUUAUCAGUCACAUUCUAAACCUGUAAACUAUAUUCAGUUACGUAACUCAAUUGGAAAAAAAAAGAGAGCUUUAUUUUGUGCCUUUUACUUUUUUAGAAGUUAAGUAAAUUUGACAUUGGUAUAAAACUGAAGACGAUGAUCAAAUUUUACACCACUCGAGGUUCUGCAGGUGUUUGAAAGUUUAUUAUUCUUAACUGGACAUUUCCUUCACUUUUAUUUCUAGUUGUUGUUGUUUUUUUAAAUAGGAUUAGUGAGAAAAGCAUUACAUAAUUUUAUUAGAAUCUACACAAUUUUUUUUUAAUUUUUCUUGAUAUUAUUCCUAUGGUGAAGAACUCAGCAAAACAAAGUUAAUUGUUAAGUGAUUAAUAUUGUCCAUUAAAGUUCUUCAUUUUUGUAAAUAACAUUAAACAUAGAACAAAGAGUUUGUUGAAAGCAUCCUCUCGUUUCUUGUUCAUGUAGUUGUCUGGGAGUUUUUGAACUGUUCUUGUUGUAAACCUUAUUCUCAGCCCCUGGAAAAGUAAUAAAAUAGUUAACCUGUCAGUGUAAA
This is a messenger RNA of Limulus polyphemus (Atlantic horseshoe crab), 9566 nucleotides long. RefSeq names its product insulin receptor-like. Bases 546 to 4997 code for a protein of 1483 amino acids. The record is from RefSeq and is a predicted model, not a curated record. Lineage: Eukaryota; Metazoa; Arthropoda; Merostomata; Xiphosura; Limulidae. The transcript has 27 exons. Gene Ontology annotation, biological process: protein phosphorylation; positive regulation of kinase activity; positive regulation of MAPK cascade. Gene Ontology annotation, cellular component: insulin receptor complex; axon; membrane. Gene Ontology annotation, molecular function: insulin receptor substrate binding; ATP binding; insulin receptor activity.